Messenger RNA from Oryzias melastigma (Indian medaka), 2914 nucleotides. Its product is annotated as LHFPL tetraspan subfamily member 3 protein. The coding region runs from base 639 to 1319 and encodes 226 amino acids. The record is from RefSeq and is a predicted model, not a curated record. Gene Ontology annotation, cellular component: plasma membrane. Gene Ontology annotation, biological process: sensory perception of sound. The transcript is spliced from 4 exons. NCBI's taxonomy places the organism in Eukaryota, Metazoa, Chordata, Actinopteri, Beloniformes, Adrianichthyidae.
UGUCUUCCGCACUGAUGUUUCGUCAGUUCAUUGGCUGUUGACGCAGCGUUCUCCAGAAGGUGUCCGUCACCGUUUGCAGGGAGGAGGACGCGCGUCGCGGCCUGCCUCUGCGUCUGCCAUCUGUGCGCCCCUCCCUCCCUCCCUCUCUCUCCAUCCCUCCCUCUCUGGCUCUCAGCAUCUCAGGGAGGCAGAAACCCGACGCUCCUGAUCGCCGCUGUCGCCGCUUUUGAAUGAACAAUCGCGGCGUUUCGCCAUGUGCUGCUGAAUGCGGCAGCAGUCGGUGACGCUUCACGGGCGAGCGUGCGUCAAAGCGCUGGAUUCGGAAGGCAUUUCUCGCUCUUCAGCUGGAAUUUUCCAAGGGCACCAGCAUGCGGCAGAGAUGAUCUGCCGGAUGAAGUGAGCAGGUCACAGGGGGAGGGCUGUGCAGUCACCGACUUCCCAGAGUUGUCUGUUUUUUAAAGCGUUUCUGGGGAUGAUGCCACGUCACGAGGUGAUGGGAUCCACGAAAAGCCGCAGCUCCUCCGAUUCCGUCCGCCUGUUUUGGGCGAUGAUCCUCUGAAAGAAACUGUUGAUGUUCAGCCUUCGCUGUGCGCGCGGCCGGAUCGCAACAUCCACCUAGAUUUUCUGGAUUGCGUAAAAUGAUACCUGGAUCUGCCGCAUCAAUGCUACCGUCUGCAGAAGCUGCGAAACUCUACCAGACCAAUUACGUCCGCAACUCCCGAGUCAUCGGACUUCUCUGGGCCAUUUUUACUAUCCUGUUCGGCAUCGUGAACGUGACCAUCUUCUCGCAGCCCUAUUGGAUCGGGGAUGGCGUGGACACGCCGCAGGCCGGCUACUUCGGCCUCUUCCACUAUUGCAUCGGGGACGGACACUCCAGAGACCUGGCCUGCCAGGGCAGCUUCACCGAGUUCUCCGCCAUCCCCUCCGGUGCGUUCAAGGCCGCCUCCUUCUUCAUUGGAAUGUCUAUGAUGCUGGUGGUCACCUGCAUCGGCUGCUUCAGCCUCUUCUUCCUCCUCAGCACCUCCACCGUCUACAAGAUCUGUGGCUGGAUGCAAGCAGCCUCAGGUGUGUGUCUGGUGCUGGGCUGCAUGAUCUACCCCGACGGCUGGGAUAGCGACGAGGUCAGGCGGAUGUGCGGAGAGCAGACAGACAAAUACAGCCUGGGGGCCUGCUCCAUGCGCUGGGCUUACAUCCUGGCAAUCAUGGGGAUCCUGGACGCCCUCAUCCUCUCCUUCCUCGCCUUCGUCCUGGGGAACAGGCAGGACGGACUCAUGACGGAAGAGCUGCUGGCUGAGAGCAAGGAGGGAGGGAAUGCCUAAACAAGUUCUUCGAUUUCUGGGUUCAGAUGUGUCCAUUUACAUGACGCCCCGCAGCGUUCAACACCACCUUAUGAGGGGAAAGCACUAUGGGUUCACAAGGAGGAGAAAAUACUCUGUCUACAUCUACCUGCAGAAAUCCAAAUAUAAUCUGCCUUUGCAUCAAACCCAGGAUUGCUACAUCUGACUCCAGCAUUUAGAUGGGCCCAGCACACCUCCAACCACACGUGUCCCCUGAGCCAAACCUUUGCGCAGCACUGAAUACUGAAUAGACCAUGGCAGGAGAGGAGACUGUUAUCCUGUUUAGAGGAAGAGGACACGGAAGAUCCACAGCCUGCCUGAGAACACACGGACACCCACACAUAUGCAGAAACCAGAUGAGGACUUGGACUGGACUUUUAAGUCUCACAAGUGAAGCUUGACUCUAGACUCGACAACUUCAGACUCGGUUUUGCAAUUUUUAUGACUUUUGAACAAUUUUCCCAUUUUUAUUUUAAGUUUUACCUCAAGAACAUCACUACAAGAUAUAAAAGAGGUAUUUUUCAAUGUUUUUUUCCUAGUUUUGGGGAUAGAAAAACACAAUCUGCCAGCUAAUGUGUUGCCACUAGAUGUCAUAAUGUGGCAAAAUUACCAUAAUAUUCAUUUUUUAUUAUUAUUUUUAAGACUUGAGACUUUAAGUUACAGCUAAAACUUGAGACUUGUCUUGGAUUUGUGACCAAAGACUUCAAACUUGACUUGGACUUCCAUAAAAGGACUUGUGAGCAGUAACACAACCCUGUACAAAUAAGCAACAAUUCAAUAAUAAACAGUUGUAAUUACAAGUAUCACAUUUCACCACUUAGCUGUAUGUGUUACCAUUAGAAUGCAUAACACGAUUUGUUUGUAAAAAAAAAAAAAAAUGUAAAUGUGAAUCCAUUGUGUUUAGGUUAAAGAAUAACCCUCAAAGCUGGAGUUUAUUCUUGUAUUUAUAUUCCACUUUGUCCCCCUUAUUGUACUAGAAGAAAAUAUUUAAGACUGUUUUAUAACACUAUCAACAUUAACUUGUAUUACAAAGUAUGUACAGUGAAUAUUUAAAACGAUGUAGGAAUUUUAAUCAACUCAGCACCCUGCUAGCUAACUUUGCACAGUGCUUCAUUUUCAGAGGAGACCUGCUGUUUUGUAGUUUGUGUGACCUCACUGUGAUGGUGGCUGUCGGGUUUGACUGCUGCAGGGCUGCUGUGUGUGCGAGUGAUGGGACGAGUGCAUGCACAUGAGUGCGAGGUGUGAACAUAAGUUUGUCAGGUCGGUGAGCAGACGUGCCAGCCUCUCACAUCGCUGUCCAGUCUGUGUCUGUCUUUGUCUCCAGCCUGGCUGUUCUGUUUCUAUCUUCUUCGAUUGCUUUUCUGUGUUUCGUUGGGACGUACAGGGUACAGCAGGAGUGUGGAGACGGUGAGUCAGUGAGGCGUGUCCCACCUUAACCUGUGGAUCUGUACCUGAGUAAAAACAAAUUCUGUAGAUAUUGAUUAGAGAUCAUAUCAAGGUGGGGAUCAGCUUAGACCAAUUAAAAUGUUUCCUUGGAGAAUAUAUAAAUACUUAAUAAAGGUUUUCACUGUAAUCGA